Messenger RNA from Endocarpon pusillum Z07020, 5181 nucleotides. RefSeq lists its product as uncharacterized. Gene Ontology annotation, molecular function: protein binding. The transcript is spliced from 2 exons. The record is from RefSeq and is a predicted model, not a curated record. Lineage: Eukaryota; Fungi; Ascomycota; Eurotiomycetes; Verrucariales; Verrucariaceae. The coding region runs from base 1 to 5181 and encodes 1726 amino acids.
AUGGAGAAUAUGAUCAACACUACACUACUCAUUCUGGCGCUGGUAGUGCCCGCCCUCGCCGCUGAUGACUGGGACAGCUUCUACAACAACUUCGCUACGGAUUUAACCCCUCUUUUGGCCUUGUUCGGAGAGCAAGUCACCAAGCAGUUUCUGAGUGAGUCAACUAGUGUGCUGGACAACAUCAUUUUCGCCGCAGCCCCGUUGGGCAUUCUGACAGCUGUGGUGUCCGUCAUCCGUGUCUGUGGAAACCCAUCACUUAGAGCAUUUGUUGGAAGAGCACAGGAAGGCCACGGAGCUGCUGAAGCCGAGCUCUGUUCAUCCACCAGUCGUGACGUUUGUGAGCUUUGGAAUCGUGGAGGAAUUGCGCGCGUUUUUGGUCGGCCCAAGAUUCUCGAAUUCGUUCAUGAUCAAAACAGCAGCGACUUCUACCAGGGGCUUGAUGGCCAUGCACCUACAGCUGGUCUUCAUAGACCUGCGAAGUUUUUCCCAUAUACCGGUGACCCGACGACGUCGUGUGCAGGAGCGAAUCAAACAAGAACUGUCAAAAGACUUAACGGAGGACCUAAGAACCCUGAAAAUUCCGAGAUUCAGACCGAUUCAGAGCAAAACAAUGACCCUGAGAGACUAGAACGCAGCCGAUUCGCGCCAAGCCCCAAUCUAUCGUUGAAUAUCGGUAUCAAGAAGCCUUCACGCUUCUGGGUUCUGACAGCAGUACUUCUUGGAUGCUUUUUACAAACAGCGGUUCUGGGAUUCGCUAUUUGGGCAACGUAUUUUCGUCGGCUCCUUAAAGAUGGGCAGCCUAUACCCUAUUGGGCAUUCCCUCUGACUGCUGCUGGGACUAGUUCUCUAGUUGCGGGCAUGUUUCUGUGUGCGUGGCUAAUUGAAAGAAGCACCGAGGAAAUCUUCUUCAAGAAAAGAGCUCGGAUGUAUUGGUUGCAACCUAGCAAUCAGAGUGUGGGCGAUCAGACUUUCGAUGCCUUUGCUCAUCGGGCGGAUCUGGAGGAGUACGUGACCUCAUGGAAGCUGGAGGGAUCUUUCCAACCACAGCAUGAGCCGCUCGUUUGGACUGCAGUUGCCGUCACCAUGGCUGGUUUCAUCCUGCAGUUUAUCGGGCUGCGGGGCCUACACUCCUUGGUCGCAUUAUCUCAGCUCGGCGCAACCCUCGUGAUGGCAGCUGUUCGAGCCGGCCUUCGAACCCAACGUCUCGGGGAAGACAAGAACGACCUAGGACGUAUUCUUGACAUUAUCGAAGGGCAUGAACUUGACUGGCAAUCCUUUCAGAUUGAAUCGUACUCAGGAACGUGGCAGGUUAUUCACCCUUUCUCAGCACUUCUGAGAAGCUGGAGUGGCUGCUUGGUGGAAAAUGGGCUCCAAGAAAACGAGUCCAUUUUCUGCAUCACUUCGAGAGACGACACCAAAGACCGCAGCUUUCGUGACGAUCCUGAUGCAGCCGCCGCAACCGCUGCAGUGAAGUGGAUCUCAAUUCUACAGUGCGAGCAAAGUGGCACUCAUAACCCCGGUUUGGAGAAGCCGAACCGCGCGGCAAGGAUUAUGUAUUACAGAGCUAGGCUUGCCCGUUUGACUGACGUGGAGGCUCCGAGUCUUUCUCAGCGAUGGCAGACUGAUGUUCGACAUCGCGCCAACAGCCUAGGCCAGGCUAUUGAAGACGCGGUCAAAGUCAUCUUUUCGGGCGAUGUAGAAUUGAAGAAAGAGUGGAGAGAUGCGUCCGCCAUAUUCUGGAGAGUUGCUUGCAGACUCAGCUGUUCAGGUGACAGAUCCAAGGAAGAUCUACCUCUCUACCUCCUUAUCCGACGCAAAUAUGGCAUGUGGCAAAUCGAUAGAUCUGAGUUAGAGGCCGUUCUUGGACUGUGGAGCUGGUCGUUAAGAGGAUCCCCACUCGCCAAUGCCGACAACUUCUCCAAAGCAUAUGCCUUGGCAGCAACUCCCGAUCAGGUGGAACAAGCCAAGGUGGACCUUACAAUGUGGGUUUCAAGGGAGCUUCCCCCUCUUGUUGUGGACAAAAUGCCCCUGGAUAGUCUGUCCCUUGUUACUGAAGAUGAUGUUGGCUCUGAAGAGCAUGUUUGUAAUACCACUCCUAAAUAUGAUCGGACACGGAGUCUCCUUUCUAUCCCUUUUGCAACUGCUCGAUAUAAUUUGGAUGGUUCGGCUGGCUCGGACAAAGGCAAUGAUGACAUGAAAAUUCUUUCUGUUCCGACGAAGAAUAGUCUACUGGCCAUGUGCGCUCAAGACAUAUUCACUUCCUUCAUUGAUAGCGCUGCAGCUAUUAUCUUAAAUCUGUCGGACAUAAAGCCAAUGCUACAGAGCGAUCUCGAUACUCCUCAGGUACAAGACGGGCAACGUGAUUUCCGAUUUUCCAAUCGUCACCUCGACCGUAUUGCAACGGCAUUUGCAGAGGCUGGUCUAGGUUCCAAAGAAGAUGCCUUAAUGAGCGUUAUUCCAUCCCUUCGGGCGAGGUCAAUACUCCCUCUACCAGAUAAAGUAUAUGAUACGGUUCUGUCACUGGGCAAAGAUCGCAGGCGGAGUGGAAGGUUCACUGAAGGGGAAGAUCUUCUCCACUGGCUAUAUUACAACGUCACGGACACGGAAUCUCCCAAUCGAGAAACGGUAGCGAGGGAAUUGGGAGAGCUGUAUCGUCGAGCGAUGCGAAAUCCCCAAGAUGAGAUCCGAGAUUUCGGUUACCGUGGCAUUUUUUGGAUGUUGCGUUCUCUUAAGGGAUCUGAUUGGAUGAUCAAACUGAAGGACCGCUACGGAUGGGUUGCCAUCCAGAUCGCGUUGGGGAAAAAGGACGAGAAAACAUGCAGAGAGCUUGAGGAUGCAGAGGUAAACCGUUCACUAGUCAAAGAAUUUGAGAAAAUGGCCCUCUUUGAUGUGGUCCGGUCCGAUCAGAUCUAUCCUGUUGGACUACUAGUAACUGAGAAAUGGAAGGAUGACAUCCGCAAGCCACUCGCUGGUCUCGAACAGUCGCUACUAUCUUUUGCAGCACAAAGGGGUUGUAUAGAAUUAGUAGAAGAUUUACUUGAGGAAGGCACAGACCUCGAUUCGAAAGAUGUUAUGAACCGUACCCCAGUUUUCUAUGCUUCAGAAGCAGGGCAUUACGAUAUAGUUCAACAUUUCUUGGAGGCGGGAACCAUUCUUGUAACUCGCGACAGAAAAGGUCAGACACCGUUGUCGCGGGCGGCGGCGAACGGGCACGAAGCGGUGGUCAAGCUGCUGGUCGAGCGGGGCGUGGACUUAGAGUCUAAGAAUGAGCACAAGUACGGCGGUCGGACGCCGCUAUUGUGGGCGUCGGCGAACGGGCACGAGGCGGUAGUCAAACUGUUGAUCGAGCGGGGCGCGGAUGUAGACCUGAAGGACGACGAGGAUCGGACGUCGUUAUCUUGGGCGGCGGCGAACGGGCACGAGGCGGUGGUCAAGUUGCUAAUUGAGCGAGACGCGGACGUAGAGUCUAAGGAUAAGAAUAAUAGUCGGACGCCGUUAUGGCGGGCGGCGAAAAACGGCCACGAGGCGGUAGUCAAGCUGUUGAUCGAGCGGGGUGCGGAUGUAGACCUGAAGGACAACAAGGGCCGGACGUCGUUAUCUUGGGCGGCGGCGAACGGGCACGAGGCGGUGGUCAAGUUGCUAAUUGAGCGAGACGCCUGGAGUCCAAGAACGAUUGGGGGUCGCUAUGUUGAGCAGGGCGUGGACCUGGAGUCUAAGGACGAGCGGGGCGUGGACCUGGAGUCUGAGGACAAGUACCAGUAUAAUAGUCGGACGCCGCUAUCGUGGGCGGCAGCGAACGGGCACGAGGCGGUGGUAAAGCUGCUGGUUAAGCAGGGCGCGGAUGUAGAAUCCAAGGACGAGUACGAUAGUCGGACGCCGCUGUCGUGGGCGGCGGCGAACAGGCAUGAGGCGGUGGUCAAGCUGCUAAUUGAGCGGGGCGCGGAUGUAGAGUCUAAAGACGAGUAUAACGGUCAGACGCCGUUAUCGUGGGCGGCGGAGAACGGACACGAGGCGGUGGUCAAGCUACUAGCUGAGCGGGAUGCGGAGGUGGACUCGAAGGACAGCGGGGCCCGGACGCCGUUGUCGUGGGCGGCGGCGAAUGGGCACGAGGCAGUAGUCAAGCUAUUAGUCAAGCGGGGCGCGGAUGUGGACUCGAAGCAUAGCAAGGGCCGGACGCCGCUGUUGUGGGCAGCGGAGAACGGGCACGAGGCGAUAGUCAAGCUACUAGUCGAGCGGGGCGCAGAUGUGGACUCAAAGCAUAGCGAGGGCCGGACGCCGUUAUCGCGGGCCGCGGCGAACGGGCAUGAGGCGGUUGUCAAGUUGCUAAUUGAGUGGGGCGCAGACCUGGAGUCUAAGGAUAAAUAUGAUUACGACGAUCGAACGCCGUUAUUAUGGGCAGCGGCGAACGGGCAUGAGGCGAUAGUUAAGUUGCUGAUUGAGCGGGGCGCAGAUGUGACGUUUAAGAAUAAUAAGAGGGAUUGGGGGUCGUUAUUAUGGGUGGCGGUGUACGGGUAUGAGACGGUAAUCAAGUUGCUGAUUAAGCGGGGUGCGGACGUAGACCCAAAGGACACCAAGGGCCAGACGCUGUUAUCGCGGGUGGCGGAGCAUGGGUACGAGGCGGUGGUCAAGCUGUUAGUCGAGCAGGGCGCAGACGUGGACUCAAAAGAUAACAAGGGCCGGACACCGCUAUCGUGGGCGGCGGAGAACGGACACGAGACAGUGGUCAAGCUACUAGUCGAGCGGGGCGCAGUUAUGGACUCGAAGGACAAUAAGGGCCGGAUACCGCUAUCGUGGGCGGCGGAGAACGGAUACAAGACGGUUGUCAAGCUACUGGUCGAGCGGGGCGCAGAUGUGGACUCAAAGGAUAGUGAGGGCCGGACGCCGCUGUUGUGGGCGGCGGAGAACGGGCAUGAGGCCGUAGUCAAGCUGCUAAUUGAGCAGGGCGCGGACGUGGACCUGAAGGACAAUGAGGGCCGGACGUUGUUAUCGUGGGCAGCGGAGAACGGACAUGAGACGGUGGUUAAGCUACUAGUUGAGCGGGGCGCAGACGUGGAGUCUAAGGAUAAAGACGACAAUCGGACGCCGCUAUGGCGGGCGGCACAGAACAGGCACAAGGCGGUGGUUAAGUUACUAGUCGAGCGAGAGCGCAAUCUGGAGUCUAAGGACAAUAAGAGCGGUUAG